CGGCCGCGGGGCCAGCAGCGUGCCAGCGGCGGCGGGGCGGCCAGGGAGCGACAUGUCAGCAGUGGAUUCCCCGCAGGAGCAGGCGUCUCAGUCCGACCCUUCCCCAUCACCAAACUCAUGUAGCUCCUUCGAGCUGCUCGACAUGGACGCCGGCGGCCUUUACGAGCCCGUCUGCCCACACUGGUUCUACUGCAAGAUUGUGGAUGCCAAAGAGACAUGGAUUCCUUUCAACUCGGACGAUUCCCAGCAGCUCGAAGAGGCGUACUGCUCUGGGAAGGACUGCGGGGGCAUCGUGCCCACCGACGGGGGCCGCUACGACGUGCACCUGGGCGAGAGGACGCGCUACGCCGUGUACUGGGAUGAGCCGGCAUCGGAGGUGAGGCGCUGCACCUGGUUCUACAAGGGCGACAAGGACAGCAAGUACGUCCCCUACUCGGAGAGCUUCAGCCAGGAGCUAGAGGAGACGUACAUGCUCGCUGUCACGCUGGACGAGUGGAAGAAGAAGCUGGAGUCUCCCAACAGAGAAAUCAUCAUAUUACACAAUCCCAAGCUCAUGGUCCAUUACCAGCCGGUGGCGGGCUCUGAUGAAUGGGGCGCGACGCCCACGGAGCAGGGGCGACCAAGGACAGUGAAGAGAGGGGUGGAGAACAUCUCAGUAGACAUUCAUUGUGGGGAGCCUUCACAAAUCGACCACUUGGUUUUUGUGGUGCACGGAAUUGGGCCAGCCUGUGAUCUCCGCUUCCGAAGCAUCGUGCAGUGCGUUAAUGAUUUUCGAAGUGUUUCCUUGAACUUGCUACAGACACAUUUUAAGAAAGCCCAGGAAAACCAGCAGAUUGGGAGAGUGGAAUUUCUGCCGGUCAACUGGCACAGCCCUUUACAUUCCACUGGUGUGGAUGUGGAUCUGCAGCGGAUAACCCUGCCCAGCAUCAACCGGCUGCGGCACUUCACCAACGACACGAUCCUGGACGUUUUCUUCUACAACAGCCCCACCUACUGCCAGACGAUCGUGGACACCGUGGCCUCGGAAAUGAACCGCAUCUACACACUUUUUCUGCAGAGGAACCCUGAUUUCAAAGGGGGUGUAUCCAUUGCUGGUCAUAGUUUAGGUUCGCUUAUAUUGUUUGAUAUCCUAACAAAUCAGAAAGAUUCUGUGGGGGAUAUUGACAGUGACAAGGAUGUGCUAAAUGUUACCAUGGAUCAAGGAGAUGCGCCAACACUGGAGGAGGACUUGAAGAAACUUCACCUUUCUGAAUGGUUUCCUGUCUUUGAGAAGGAGAAAGUAGAUAAGGAAGCUCUGGCUUUGUGUACAGAGAAAGAUCUUCAGGAAAUGGGAAUUCCUUUAGGACCAAGGAAGAAGAUACUGAACUAUUUCAGGAGCGACUCGGCGGGUGUCAGCAGGUCUCCUGCGCUGUCGGCAGCCUGCGGGCCAAGCAGCCCCGCAGAGGCGGCGUCCUGCAGUGCCACUGCUGCCCACAGAGCCCGCGACUGCCCCGACGUCAGCAUUGGGCAGGUGUCGGUAAAAUACCCCCGCCUCAUCUAUAAGCCAGAAAUAUUCUUUGCCUUCGGAUCUCCUAUUGGCAUGUUUCUUACUGUCAGAGGACUGAAGAGAAUUGAUCCCAACUACAAGUUCCCAACAUGUAAAGGUUUCUUCAAUAUCUACCACCCUUUUGAUCCUGUGGCGUAUAGGAUUGAACCAAUGGUGGUCCCAGGAGUGGAAUUUGAACCAAUGCUGAUCCCACACCACAAGGGCAGGAAGCGGAUGCACUUGGAGCUGAGGGAGGGCUUGAGCAGGAUGAGCAUGGACCUUAAGAACAACCUGCUGGGCUCCCUGCGGAUGGCCUGGAAGUCUUUCACCAGAGCGCCCUACCCGGCCCUCCAGGCCUCAGAAAGCGCAGAAGAGGUGGAGGCGGAGGCCGAGGCCAGUGUGGAGAAGCCCUGCGAUGCAGGUGCAGAGGACAGCUCGGCAGCGGCGGCGGCAAAAGCAGCAGCCCCGCCCGUCAACGUGGGCAUGCUCAAUGGGGGCCAGCGCAUUGACUACGUGCUGCAGGAGAAGCCCAUCGAGAGCUUCAACGAGUACCUGUUUGCUCUGCAGAGUCACCUGUGCUACUGGGAGUCUGAAGACACGGUGUUGCUUGUCCUCAAGGAGAUCUACCUGACCCAGGGCGUCUGCCUUGACCAGCCCUUUCAGUGAAUUCACCCGCCUGGCACCGUGGCACUGCUUCCGACAGCCGCGAGGGAUCCUUUCCCGGAAGCCCACUGUUUGUGGCUGCAGCCUCCCUCCUCAGCUGCUUGCUUUCCUGCAUGCUGUCUGCCGCCUGCCCCUGGGGUCUCUGGAUGUGAGUAACAGCGCAGAGGGAUGACCCGCUACCUUUUCCUGUGGCCGCAGAGAACUCGCCAUCCUCUGCUUGGUGUUGGGCGCACUGCAUCUUCCGAGACGCUGUAGCCACCCUGCAUUACUUAGGACUUGAGGUGCUGGGAAGUCUGCUCUGAGUCUAACUUGUUUAAGGCUGGGUAGAAGUUUUCCUAGGAAAUUAUGUUUAGAGAAAUGUUGAAGUUUUAAAGCAGGUUCCUGAGCUUUCGGAGGCAUUGUGGGGCACCGAGAGCUGUCGCUCUGAGUGGCUCUGGGAGGGACAAGUGGGUGCAUCAUUAGCCCGCGUCGCUGUCCUGUGGGUGCUGUGUGAGGACUAGACUGGAGCCUCCUGGCAGCAUGUGCUCGCUCACAGCUCAUCCCAGGAGCUGCCACAGAGCAUUGGGCCUUGUGCUUCCAGCUGGGGGGCCGAAGCGGGCAGGUCUGUGCCUGUGGUAGGACAUUAGCUGUGUGUACCUGUCCCUGGAUCCUGGUUCCAGUUGGGAGGCUGCAGGUAGGCUGUGCAUUGAGUAUCCGAUGAUAGCUUUUCGUCUUAUGUUGAGGAUGGGAUUGUGAAAGCCAACAGUGCCGAAGUUACCCAGUCUUUUCAAGCUGUUCUGCUUGUAAACAGAAUCUCUGAGCGGUGCCUCUGUGAGGAAACAGAAUUGGAGCUCUCUG
Ochotona curzoniae (black-lipped pika) is the source of this 3025-nucleotide messenger RNA. It is a transcript of the gene DDHD2, whose product is annotated as DDHD domain containing 2. Gene Ontology annotation, cellular component: COPII-coated ER to Golgi transport vesicle. NCBI's taxonomy places the organism in Eukaryota, Metazoa, Chordata, Mammalia, Lagomorpha, Ochotonidae. Gene Ontology annotation, molecular function: protein binding; triacylglycerol lipase activity; metal ion binding. The coding region runs from base 53 to 2191 and encodes 712 amino acids. The record is from RefSeq and is a predicted model, not a curated record. The transcript is spliced from 18 exons.